CUUCCUUCAUAGCAAGCGUCGAGCAAAUUUCUCCGAACACCCUUUGCAGCCUGAUGGAUCAGGCUGGAAAUACGAUAGACCGCGCGGUUUCGGAUCGUAGCGGGAACAUACGAGCAUGGCAGAUGACAGCGCAACAUGGCAAUGAAUCAGCUGUCUCCACAGCCAUCAUAGCAGCACUGUUUGACAGCUUGAUCGCUUUUCUCCAAACCAUCCUGCACCAGGCGAAGAAGGAAGAUGCAGUUCCAUCGUACUUGGCUCCACUUCUAGAUAACAUGGCGGCUUUGCACUUUUGGGGCCUCGAUUUUGGUGUGUCACAGGGCGACCUCGACAUGGCCCUACAGUACUCGCACCGUCUGCGCGACACAGUAUUGAUAAUACUCGUUUCCGUAGGAGAUCUUCUUAGCAGAGGUAUUGUGAACGUUCUACCAUCUCAAGAACGUGAAAAUUUGUUGCAGCGUUCGAAGAUAAGACCGCUGACCGAAGACGCGAGAGGUUUGCUGGAUGAACAGUCGGAUGCGCCCCAGUAUUCCGGAGAGGAUACCCUCGGCCUCUUCCAAACUCUUGGCAAUAUGAUCGAUAGCCUCAGACUGCUAAGAUCCAGUCUCGAGUCGGUAAUAGAUGAAGAUAUAGACGAUGGACAGGCGCAAUCCUAUAUGUCUGUGCAGGAUCGAUCUGCAUAUGAGUACUACGUGGAUCUCAUCAGUCAACGAUUUCCUUCAGUCAGCAGUAAGCUCGCUCAGGAGCUGGGGAAAGCCAAUUGGGAUCGAUACAAAUAUGUAUCGAGGUUAGGCGAAAAUGUCCAAAGGGAAAUUGAAGUCGCCGAAACAAAGAAGCCUCAAUCGGAAUUCUACGAUUCUGGCAUUGGAAGCUCAGCCCCACCAGAAACUGUUGUAGACAACGACGAUUUACCCGUAAUACAUAACCAUCAGCCCGACUGCGCUGCUACGAUAAUAUCUAGCAGAGCCGAUGCAAGCCAUAAACGCCUACCACCACUUUCAGAUGAAGCUCGAUCGGGAAUCCCAUUCGAGUGUGAAAUCUGUCACAGGACAUUACAAAUACGGCGAACUAAAGAUUGGAAAAUACAUGUUUUCGACGAUAUUCGCGCUUACACGUGCAUCUUACCUGGAUGUACAGCCACAAGGAUCUCUCUCACAGACCGAGAAGCUCUGAAAAAUCACUUGACAUCGCACCACAGCAUUACUGAAGACUCAGGACCCCAAGACUGCCCACUGUGUCUCGAUGAGAUAAAUGGAGGGCGCGAUAUCAUAUCGCUCCAUUUUGCUCGUCACAUGGAAGAGAUCGCUCUCAGCGUUUUGCCGCAGUCUGCAGAGUCUGAAGACGGCUCUGAAGCGUCCGAAGAAAGUGAUGAGAAAGCCAGCCUAGACUUCGUAGCGGAGCAGAACUCGCAAAGUGCCGAGGAAACACACAAGCUGCCAAAAGUGCAAGAUAUUCCGGAGAAUUUUGAAAAUGCGAGACCGGAAUCACCAAAUAAAUCCUCCUCUUCGGUCAAUAUUCGUGGUCUGAACCACAGUCUUGACCAAGAGAUUCUUCCAAAAGAACCACUGAUGGCUCUUUCUGAUUCGCACACGAAGGAACCCCAAGCAUAUUCAUCGUUCGAUCCUGAACUGCAAUCUUAUUUGACUAAUUUGACUAAUGGACCGACGAAAGAUUCAUUCGCGUAUGCAUCUAUGACCCACUCGAUCGUUUGCAUAUGCGGAUCUACAUCUAGUGGGAUAGACGACAUCAUGUGUAGCGUAUGUCAAUCUCUGCAGCAUCGAAUAUGUUAUUAUGGGAAUAGCGCUGCUGCAGGAAUACAUAUCUGCAAUAAUUGCAAAUACAGCCCUGGCGUUAACUCGGCGCAAGCCUCGGUGCCGCUCUCGGGUGAUCGAUACCUCCGCGGCUUGCACGACCACGCAUUGUCCGCUCCAACUCCUACGAUAAGAAACGCGAGCGAAACACCAUUCGAUGAACAAAAUCCACCAGUCUUUAUGACGCGGGCGUCGGAUCCUUGGCCGAACUCCAUCAGGAAAGCACCGUACAUGCGCCCUCAACGCCCCAAGAUCAUGUGUCCGCAAUGUAACGAAAGACCUGAUGGCUUCCGUGGUCCACAUGAGCUCGAACGCCACGUCAAACGUGCGCAUUCAGCCACCAGGUCGGGCUAUAUCUGUAUCGACGCAUCUUCUGAUAAGAAGUUUCUCGCAAAUUGUAAACACUGUAGAGAUAAGAAGGUGUACGACGCAUGCUACUACGCGGCCGCCCAUCUAAGGAGCGCACAUUUUCAUCCACGAGAACGUGGCAGAAAGUCGGCAAAAGAGCGAGGAGGUAUUGGAGGAGCUGAUGAUCCGCCAAUGGAUUAUCUGAAACGACAUUGGAUGCGGGAGGUUCAGGUCGAUAGACUCGGAGCUCUUCGGGAUGUGCAAAACCUCGAAACAGAGCCUGAAGCUCUGCAUGAAGAUCACAACCUCGAGGCCGAGCCUGACAUCAUUUCGGAUAAGCAGUUUCCUUGCGUUCGUUGCGGUGCCCCUGAUCCAGCCUUCUGCAAUUGUUCGUUGGAAUUUCCAAAAGCAUACCAAGAAUUAUCCCUCGGGCCAGAAUACGUGUUUGAUCCAACAUAUACAGGUGCUGAGUCUACGUAUAUGCCCGAGAGUGCUUCGAUGAUUGCUUUGCCUGGAUCUGCAUCACAUUCGCUGCGAUCGAAUCUGCCCAACGUGGACGAUAUCCUAGCACAUUCCCCGUAUAGCAAAGAUGUCUGCAUGAGUCGUCCGCCUUUCUCGGCCAUCUACCAACCCGAUGAUUUCAACACUGUCGCUCAGGAGAUUAGCCAGGGAGACCAGAAAAUACUGGAGCAGCGCCAAACAGAACACCAGCCUCCGGUGAAUACGAUUGACCAAGUACCACCCGAAUCAGAUCGUUCAUUCAAUUCGUCCCACGCCUUUGAUACCAGUCCUGCCGGCUUUGGGUCCAGCUUGGGCAACCUCGGCGCUAGUCAGUCCCCCUGGAAUGCAAAAUCAAGUACGCGUCCACAACUCGGAAGUUUGAGUAACAAUUCCAGCCCACCAUUUGGUAUCGUUCUUCCCAACAAAACUUUCACGUGUACGUCAGUCUCGUGUUCAAACCUCAAGUUUGGCCGACUGGCAGAUCUCCGGAGACAUCAUAGAACAAUUCACGCCCCCACACUCUACGCACAGUAUUAUUGCAGGGUCGAGGGCUGUAACAGAUCAAACUUGGACGAAAGAAUGGAGAAACUAGACGAAAAGGGGAAACUUAGCGGGAUUGAGAAGUUUACCAUUGUGCGGAGAGGUGUAGGUUUCGGUAUGCGGAAGGAUAAGAGGGAUGAACAUGAACGAGUGGUACACGCACUGGAAGAUGACACGUCCGACCCAGAGCCCGUGCCUUUGUCUCUGACGACAGUGGCUCAAGAUCGCCUGGCAUCGGAAAACAGCAUUGGCUUUCUGCAUAUGGAUAAAACGCUCGCGUGCGGCGAUGUCUCGUGUCGAGGUUCCAGAUUUGGCCGCCUAGCAGAUCUUCAACGCCAUUACGAUCAACAGCACAAAAAGAGUGUCAAGGAGUAUUUCUGCAGGUUUGAUGGAUGCUCCAGAGCCGAGGGAUCGUCGCCAAGUAAGGGGUUUGGUACGCGGAAAGACAAAAGAGACGAGCAUGAACGAAGACAACACGAGGUGGCAGAUGCUGAUAUUUCUGAUCAAGCGGUCGAUUGGAGCAAGGAGACUUCGGUUCAUUAAUCAGGGGUGUAAAUUUACAGUGAGAUGUUUGAUAUGUAUAAGGGACACGAGAUACACUUUUCUAGUUGUUGCAUCAGGUAAAUAUACAGCAAAGAUCUAUGAUAGAUGGUUUUACUUUACACUACCUCUUUUUACAAUCUUUUUUAAAGAGUAGUAGCAAUCAAAAAUAAAUAUAAAACGUAAAUUAUACUAUCUACUCCUUCUUCUUCUUCUUUUUUUUUUAAUACAUCACUUUGUUCUAUGAUAUAGUCAAUAAAACUCAGCCCCCUUUUAACUUCCUAAGAGUUGAUUAAAAAUUGAUAACUAAAAAAUAAGAAUAAAAAAGUUGAAGUACUGAUUUCUGAGAAACCUCAGCUAGGCAAGCGCUACAAAAUCAAUAUAACGAAAGUCACCCUAGUCUCAACGUACCUGACGUUUACAUCAUGCGUAUUUUAUUCCGUACAAGCGAUUCGACGCAGAAAUCCCGACCAAGGACUCUAUCAAAAGAGUUCUGUCCUGGGCGAAAGUAGAUAAAGUAGCAUUCCAAGAACAACUAACUACUCGCAAGAGUCCCACACAUAGCGACCUCCCUCACUCACACUCAGUCUGCCCCUUCUUAAUCCUAGAAUACCCAUCCAGUGAGCAAGCGCAUAAACGCACACUAACAGCCCGCAUAACGCAACCCUCCCCACCAAAGACCUCGUGUCACUUCAUGUAAGGCUUCCCACUUACUACGGAACCUUCCUCGGCGGAAACACUUACAUCCGCGGCGUGUGUGCCACCUGGCUCGCUACCAAGUCCACGGCCUUAGGUCACGCAUGCACGAGAUCCUGGGGAC
Molecule: messenger RNA, 4557 nt
Organism: Periconia digitata
Lineage: Eukaryota; Fungi; Ascomycota; Dothideomycetes; Pleosporales; Periconiaceae
Source: the annotation of a GenBank genome assembly